UAAACUCACUACCAUACCAGGAUUCUCUCUCUAUUUCUGCAGAAGCAUACCUUUUUCUUUUUCCAACGACCAUGACUUUAACCUGAAAAAACCAGAUUCAGAAAUCAGAUCCUAACUGAAUAUACAUACAUAUAUACAUACAUAGAUACGAAGAGAGUGAGUGUUUGUACAACACUUGUCACCCACACAUACUCAUAUCAAUAUCCAUUAUAUGAGGGAGUAUAUGCUUGCGUGUGAAAGUAGCUUCUGAUUCUGUUUCUGCUUUGCUAAAAAAACGCAGAUAUAUAUAUAUAUAUAUAUAUAUAUGUGUGUGUGUGCGCGCAUACAUAUGAUUGGUAUUGUAACUAUGGGACAAAACCACAUCCAAAAACAGAAACACCAGUGAGGAGUGUAUUGUUGUUGUUGUUUUAGAUCGGUAAGUAGCAAUGGCAUCGGCUACCUAUGAUAGGCUGAGGAAAGGGAUGCUUACGCAAGUUCUUGAUAAUGGCAAGGUUGUGCAUGAUGAAGUGGACGUUACAAAUCUUGGGAUGCAAGAUAAGAAGCUGUUGAUGGAGAGUAUUCUUAAGGUUACUGAGGAAGACAAUGAAAAGUUCCUUAGAAGACUCAGAGACAGAACUGACAGAGUUGGGAUUGAGAUUCCUAAGAUUGAAGUUCGGUAUGAACGUUUGUCGGUGGAGGGAGAUGUGUAUGUUGGGAGUAGAGCACUUCCUACUCUGCUUAAUGUUACUUUGAACACAAUUGAGAGUAUUCUCGGAUUGGUUCACCUUGCUCCAACGAAGAAGAGAAAAAUCCAGAUACUCAAAGAUGUUAGUGGAAUUGUUAAACCAUCAAGGAUGACCCUACUUCUGGGUCCUCCAGGUGCAGGGAAAACAACCUUGUUGCAGGCACUUGCUGGGAAACUCGACAAGGAUCUGAAGGUAUCUGGGAAAGUCACCUACUGUGGUCAUGAAUUCCAUGAAUUUGUUCCUCAAAGAACUUGUGCUUAUAUUGGUCAACUUGAUCUUCACCAUGGAGAAAUGACUGUGAGAGAGACACUGGAUUUCUCGGGACGCUGUCUAGGGGUUGGCACAAGGUAUCAGAUGUUGGUGGAACUCUCAAGAAGAGAGAAAGAAGCAGGAAUUAAGCCCGAUCCUGAGAUUGAUGCAUUCAUGAAGAACACUGCAAUGGCAGGCCAAAAGACUAGUUUGGUUACUGAUUAUAUUCUCAAGAUACUUGAACUGGAUAUUUGUGCUGAUAUUAUGGUUGGAGAUGAAAUGAGAAGGGGUAUCUCUGGUGGACAAAAGAAGCGUGUGACUACUGGGGAGAUGUUGGUUGGACCGGCAAAGGCUCUUUUAAUGGAUGAAAUAUCGACAGGGUUGGACAGUUCUACCACUUUUCAGAUUUGCAAGUACAUGAGGCAAAUGGUUCAUAUUAUGGAUGUGACUAUGGUCAUUUCUCUUCUACAGCCAGCACCAGAGACAUUUGGUCUUUUUGAUGACAUUAUCUUACUUUCAGAAGGACAGGUAGUCUACCAAGGUCCAAGAGAAAAUAUCCUCGAGUUCUUUGAGCACGUGGGUUUCAAAUGCCCCGAUAGGAAAGGAGUUGCUGACUUUUUACAAGAAGUAACAUCCAAGAAGGAUCAAGAACAAUAUUGGUUCAAGAAGAACCACCCUUACAGAUACAUUUCAGUUUCUGAAUUUGCCCAGGCCUUCGGUUCUUUUCACAUAGGCCAACAGCUUGCAGCUGAUCUUAGUAUUCCUUAUGAUAAAUCUAGAGUGCACCCAGCUGCACUGGUGACAGAGAAGUAUGGUAUUUCAAAUUGGGAACUAUUCAGGGCUUGCUUUUCAAGGGAAUGGCUGCUAAUGAAGCGUAAUUCUUUUGUUUAUAUAUUCAAGACUACUCAGAUAACAAUCAUGUCCUUGAUUGCCUUGACAGUUUUCCUUUGGACAGAAAUGCCAGUGGGAACUGUUGCAGAUGGAGGAAAAUUUUUUGGAGCACUAUUUUUCAGUCUGAUUAAUGUGAUGUUCAAUGGGAUGGCUGAAUUGGCAAUGACUGUUAUCAGGCUUCCUGUCUUUUAUAAACAAAGGGAUUUCCUGUUCUAUCCUGCAUGGGCUUUUGGCUUACCCAUUUGGGUCCUCAGGAUCCCUCUAUCAUUCAUGGAAUCAGGAAUAUGGAUCAUUCUUACCUACUACACAAUUGGAUUUGCUCCAUCUGCUAGCAGGUUUUUCCGACAGUUCUUGGCAUUCUUUGGCAUACAUCAAAUGGCAUUGUCCCUCUUUCGGUUCAUUGCUGCAGUUGGAAGAACACAAGUUGUUGCAAAUACGCUGGGUACCUUCACAUUGCUUUUGGUUUUUGUGCUUGGAGGAUUCAUCGUCGCCAAAAAUGACAUUGAGCCAUGGAUGAUAUGGGGCUACUAUAUUUCUCCUAUGAUGUACGGACAAAAUGCCAUAGUGAUUAAUGAAUUUCUUGAUAAAAGAUGGAGUGCGCCCAAUAUUGACCCUAGAUAUAAUGCACCAACAGUUGGAACGGUCCUUCUCAAGUCCAGAGGUUUCUAUACCGAAGAAUAUUGGUUCUGGAUUUGUAUUGGAGCACUUUUUGGAUUUUCUCUUCUCUUCAAUGUGUUAUUUAUUGCAGCAUUGACUUACCUGAAUCCUCUGGGUGAUUCAAAAGCCGUCAUUGCGGAUGAUGAAAAUGACAAGAAGAAUAAAUAUUCAUCCUCCAGACAACAUGGAACAGAAGGUAUUGAUAUGGCUGUGAGAACUUCUUCAGAUAUUGUUGGUGCUUCACAUAGUGCUCCAAAAAGGGGAAUGGUUUUGCCCUUCCAACCCCUUUCACUUGCCUUUAACCAUGUGAAUUACCACGUGGAUAUGCCUGCUGCAAUGAAGACUCAAGGAGUUGAAGAAGAUCGUCUUCAACUGCUACGAGAUGUUUGUGGUGCUUUCAGACCAGGAAUAUUGACGGCACUAGUGGGUGUCAGUGGUGCUGGGAAGACAACCCUUAUGGAUGUGUUAGCCGGAAGAAAGACCAGUGGAUACAUUGAAGGAACCAUCAACAUCUCUGGUUACCCUAAGAACCAAGCAACCUUUGCUCGGGUUAGUGGUUACUGCGAACAGAAUGACAUUCAUUCACCAAAUGUUACUGUCUAUGAAUCUCUCCUAUAUUCAGCUUGGCUCCGUCUCUCUUCAGAUGUAAAGACACAAACACGAAAGAUGUUUGUAGAUGAAGUUAUGGAGUUGGUUGAGCUUAAACCAAUAAGAGACGCUCUAGUUGGCCUUCCAGGAGUUGAUGGUCUUUCAACAGAACAAAGGAAGAGGCUGACAAUAGCUGUGGAGCUUGUUGCUAACCCCUCUAUCAUCUUCAUGGACGAACCAACAUCUGGUCUUGAUGCCAGAGCUGCGGCUAUUGUUAUGCGUACUGUGAGAAAUACAGUGGAUACUGGGAGAACUGUUGUAUGCACAAUCCACCAGCCUAGCAUAGACAUUUUUGAAGCUUUUGAUGAGCUACUGCUGAUGAAAAGUGGAGGACAAGUCAUUUAUGCUGGACCUCUCGGUCGUUAUUCUCAGAAGUUGAUAGAAUAUUUUGAAGCUGUCCGAGGAGUUACUAAGAUUAGGGAUGGUUAUAAUCCUGCCACAUGGAUGCUUGAAGUCACUGCUCCUACAGUUGAGACUCAUCUUAAUGUGGAUUUUGCUGACAUUUAUGCCAAUUCCUCACUUUGUCUGAGUAAUCAGGAACUUAUCAAAGAGCUAAGUACUCCAGUGCCAGGCUCCAACGACCUCUACUUCCCAACCAAAUACUCUCAACCAUUCAGUGUUCAGUGCAAAGCUUGUUUUUGGAAACAACAUUGGUCUUAUUGGAGAAACCCUCAGUACAAUGCCAUCCGGUUCUUCAUGACAAUAGUCAUUGGUGUAUUAUUUGGUCUAAUCUUCUGGAAGAAGGGACAAAAGACGGCCAAACAACAAGACUUGAUGAAUCUUUUGGGAGCCAUGUAUGCUGCUGUGUUUUUCCUUGGAGCCACAAAUGCUUCUACGGUGCAGUCUGUUGUUGCCAUUGAGAGGACAGUUUUCUACCGUGAAAGAGCAGCUGGGAUGUAUUCUGCAUUGCCUUAUGCAUUUUCUCAGGUGGCUAUUGAGACAAUUUAUAUUGCAAUUCAAACUCUUGCUUACACACUUCUCCUUUACUCUAUGAUUGGGUUUGAGUGGAAGGCAACGAAGUUCCUGUGGUUCUAUUACUACAUAUUUACAUGCUUUGUCUACUUCACAUUGUACGGGAUGAUGGUUGUUGCACUGACGCCAGGCCACCAAAUUGCUGCCAUUUGUAUGUCAUUCUUCCUCAGUUUUUGGAAUUUGUUCUCCGGUUUCCUCCUUCCCUGGCCGCAAAUCCCAAUAUGGUGGAGGUGGUACUACUGGGCUUCUCCUGUGGCUUGGACACUAUAUGGUCUUAUAACCUCUCAAGUUGGUGACAAAAAUGCUUCACUUGAGAUACCUGAAGCAGGUAACAUGCCAUUGAAAGAGUACCUCAAAGUAAGCUUGGGUUUCAAAUAUGACUUCCUUCCAGUUGUUGCAGUGGCCCAUCUUGGCUUUGUUCUCCUCUUCUUCUUUGCGUUUGCCUAUGGCAUCAAGUUCCUCAACUUCCAAAGGAGAUAACUUGCUUGAGUUAUACACACACUAGUCUAACAGUAUGUUUGGGAGUUUGUAAAGGAAUGAAAUAGGUAAAUUUUGAAGGAAAGGAAUACAUUGUUCUUUUUCUAGUAUUCUUUGGAGUUUAUAAGGGAGGAUAGGAAAUGAAAUAAAUUAUAUAUUUCUUACUCUUAUGCUCAUUAUGUAUUAUUUGUAUUUAUAGAAACAAGGAUAAAAACAUAAUUCUUUCUCAACCAAUGAGGGGAGUUAAUGGUUUACUUCACUUUUGAGUGGAAGGCUUAUGAUGGAAUGGUCCAUCCUAGUCGUUUCGUUUCUUCCUUCUGAACUCCCUGUAUUAUGUCUUAUUUCUUUUCCUUCCUCAUACAGUAGGAAAGCAGUUGUGUAAAACAGUGGGAAGCAAAAUGGCUACCUCCUUUUUUCUUUUUCUUUUUUGUAAUGUAUAUAUUUUUUUUUCCAUCU
Messenger RNA from Quercus robur (English oak), 5075 nucleotides. RefSeq names its product ABC transporter G family member 34-like. The coding region runs from base 426 to 4622 and encodes 1398 amino acids. NCBI's taxonomy places the organism in Eukaryota, Viridiplantae, Streptophyta, Magnoliopsida, Fagales, Fagaceae. The record is from RefSeq and is a predicted model, not a curated record. Gene Ontology annotation, cellular component: membrane. The transcript is spliced from 20 exons. Gene Ontology annotation, molecular function: ATP binding; ABC-type transporter activity; ATP hydrolysis activity.